Messenger RNA from Manihot esculenta (cassava), 1665 nucleotides. RefSeq names its product RNA-binding KH domain-containing protein PEPPER. The transcript is spliced from 6 exons. The coding region runs from base 168 to 1517 and encodes 449 amino acids. NCBI's taxonomy places the organism in Eukaryota, Viridiplantae, Streptophyta, Magnoliopsida, Malpighiales, Euphorbiaceae. The record is from RefSeq and is a predicted model, not a curated record. Gene Ontology annotation, biological process: regulation of gene expression. Gene Ontology annotation, cellular component: cytoplasm; nucleus. Gene Ontology annotation, molecular function: mRNA binding.
AUAUAUCACAAAGGAAGCUAAACUAAAGCAGAGAAAUUAGUCUUUGGUUAUUCCUUAUUCUGUGACGCUGGCUGCGACGAGUUAGAGCCACACCCUAAGUCCCCAACCCACCGAUCCACUCUCUUCCAGGGUUUCGAGCCACCUCCCUGCUACUCCCCCACCCUGCAAUGUCCUCGCCGCCUACUGCUCCCGUCAACUCUGGCCCGCAGGAACUCGACGAGUUAGGCGCACCACAAUCAGAUGGAGCGCAGCUCCAGCAAUUACAACCUCAAACACAGCCAAAGUGGCCAGGUUGGCCCGGAGACAACGUGUUCAGGCUCAUUGUGCCUGUGGUCAAAGUAGGAAGCAUCAUUGGGCGUAAGGGAGAGCUCAUCAAGAAGAUGUGCGAUGAAACCCGUGCUCGCAUUCGCAUUCUCGAAGGCCCCCUCGGCAUCCCUGAUCGCGUUGUUUUGAUAUCUGGAAAAGAAGAACCAGAAGCAGCAUUGUCCCCUGCGAUGGAUGCAGUUCUAAGAGUGUUCAAACGUGUUAGUGGUCUAUCUGAUGGUGAGGCUGACAGUAUGGGUGCAGCUGUUGCUGGCGCUGCAUUUUGCUCCAUACGUUUACUGGUUGCUUCUUCACAGGCGAUUAACUUAAUUGGGAAACAGGGAUCUACAAUCAAAUCAAUACAGGAAAAUACCGGUUCUGUUGUACGUGUUUUAGCAGAAGAGGAAGCGCCUUCAUAUGUUACUUCAGAAGAAAGAAUUGUCGAAAUACAUGGUGAAGCUCUAAAGGUUUUAAAAGCAUUAGAAGCAGUAAUAGCACACCUGAGAAAGUUCUUGGUUGAUCAUAGUGUCGUCCCUGUAUUUGAGAAAACGUACAAUGCAACAAUUUCCCAGGAACACACUGCUGAUUCCAGGGCUGACAAACCUCAGCUCUCACUCCAUUCAGCUCCUGCUCCUCAGAUUGGGAUCGGUUCUGAUUAUUCCCUGUCCUUGAAGAGGGAUCCUUCAAUAUAUGAUCGUGAAACCCUUUUUGAACCAAAAAUCCCUCAAUCUGGACUGUCACUUUAUGGCCAGGAUUCGGCACUUGGCGGAUUACGCUCAUCAGGACUCAGUCGUGCUGCUGCUCCUAUGGUUACCCAGAUGACACAAACAAUGCAAGUACCUCUUUCGUAUGCUGAGGACAUCAUUGGGGUUGGUGGAUCAAAUAUUGCUUACAUUCGUCGUACUAGUGGAGCUAUUCUUACAAUAAAAGAGAGUAGAGUUUUGCCUGAUGAGAUUACUGUGGAAAUUAAAGGCAGCACUUCUCAGGUUCAGAUGGCUCAACAGCUUAUUCAGGAGUUCAUUAGCAAUCGGAAGGAACCGACACCAAGUAUGUAUGGGAAGAUGGACGCAGGAUUCAGUUCGUAUUCGCAAGUAGCGGACACCAGCUACCCUUCAUCUUCUUUUGCCUCACAUUUAGGAGGGUAUGGAUCUUCUUCAAGCUUAGGAGGUUAUGGAUCCCCCACUGGGGGAGGUUAUAGCAGCUACAGAUAUUGAAUGUUUGACUGGAAUUAAUGGCCUGGUAGAACAUGUGUUUUGGUAAUAGGAAUUUGAACCAAUUGGGUUUUUGUUAUUUUACCUUUAAUAUAUAUAAAUACUAUGGAAACUUGGCUGAGCAAAAAAGGAAGAAAAUUGGGUUCGUUUC